AUGAGAGGCACACUGCGGGCUCGUCUCCUGGCCAUCUCUCUCCUCUGCCUCCUCUCCAAGGUGUCUGCGCAGCUGUGCCGCACCCCGUGCACCUGUCCUUGGCCACCACCCCGCUGCCCACAGGGGGUACCCCUGGUGCUCGAUGGCUGUGGCUGUUGUCGGGUUUGUGCGAGGAGACUGGGGGAGUCCUGCGACCACAUCCACAUCUGCGACUCCAGCCAGGGUCUCGUCUGCCAGCUCGGGGCGGGCCCUGGCAGCCAGAGGGGCGUGUGCCUGGUGGGGGACGAUGAUGAUGGAAGCUGCGAGGUGAACGGGAGGCUGUACCGGGACGGGGAGGCCUUCCAGCCUCACUGCAGGAUCCUCUGCCGCUGCGAGGAUGGUGGCUUCACCUGCCUGCCACUGUGUCGUGAGGACGUGCGACUGCCUAGCUGGGACUGCCCCCGGCCCCGCAGGGUGGAGGUCCCCGGCCGGUGCUGUCCUGAGUGGGUGUGUGACCAGGAAGUGGGCCUGGGGGCCCCGCACCUCUCCACACAAGGACGCCAGCUUUCAGCCCUUGGUGUCUCCUGCCCAGAAUGGAGCACAGCCUGGGGCCCCUGCUCCACCACCUGUGGGCUGGGCGUGGCCACCCGGGUGUCCAAUCAGAACCGUUUCUGCCAGCUGGAGACCCAGCGUCGCCUGUGCCUGCCCAGGCCCUGCCCACCAGCCAGGGGGCACAGCCCACCCACAGUGCCUCCUAGAGCUGGCUGGGGAUGGAGAUGAGGUACCCCUGUCCCCAGCAGGCAACUCUGUACCCAGGCUUGGACCCAGAGCUGAUGGCAUCUGCCCAAAUCCUGGCUGCAGGUGACACCACCCAG
Messenger RNA from Dipodomys spectabilis (banner-tailed kangaroo rat), 854 nucleotides. RefSeq names its product cellular communication network factor 5 (gene Ccn5). The transcript is spliced from 4 exons. Gene Ontology annotation, molecular function: integrin binding; heparin binding. Gene Ontology annotation, biological process: cell adhesion; signal transduction. Lineage: Eukaryota; Metazoa; Chordata; Mammalia; Rodentia; Heteromyidae. The coding region runs from base 1 to 759 and encodes 252 amino acids. Gene Ontology annotation, cellular component: extracellular matrix; extracellular region. The record is from RefSeq and is a predicted model, not a curated record.